GGGAAGGAUUGUGGUGAAGUGUUGCAAAAUUAACUCUUAUUAGACGGAUCCAAGCCAUUUAUAACUAUGGCGGGUCAUGGCUUUUAACAAGGCUCUAUUUCUACCUCUCUCAGUUAUUCCAUUGAAGCGCACUCAACGUUCUCCAUUAAAGCGCAGUUCACGUUCUCUGUUGCUGUAUCCCCCAUUGAACAAGCUUCUAAGUCGGCAUGGAUGCGGUGGAGAAGCUGGUGGCGCAAAUCCAAGGGCUAUCUGGUAGCGUAGGAGAUUUGAAUCAACUACACCUUUUCCUCAAACAAGCUGAAGACUCUCUUCGUCACAAUUCCUCUCGGUUGGCUCCUUUUCUUCAUCAACUCGAUCCUUCAGUGCAUUCGCUCGGUUAUCUCUACUUAUUGGAUGCUUAUACACAUUCAGUAUCAAGAGAUGGAGCUAAUGAGGUGGUUCUAUUGGUGGCUAGAUUUAUUAGCUCUUGCCUUGCUGAGCAGAUCCAACUUGCACAACAUAAGUUUAUUAGUGUCUGCAAGAGGUUUAAGGACCACCUUAUAGUCCUUGAGGCUCCCAUGAGAGGUGUUGCCCCAAUGCUGACUGCUAUCCGUAAAAUUCGCCCUUCUUCUGAGCAUCUGACUACUCUGCACCCCGACUUUCUUCUUCUCUGUAUAUUAGCAAAGUGCUAUAAGAGUGGUCUAUCCGUGUUAGAAGAUGAUGUCUUUGAGGUUGACCAGCCCAGGGAUCUAUUUCUCUAUUGUUACUAUGGGGGAAUGAUCUGUAUUGGACUUAAGAAGUUUGAGAAAGCAUUGGAGCUUCUUCGCAAUGUUGUUACUGCUCCCAUGUCUACAUUAAAUGCAAUAGCUGUUGAAGCAUACAAAAAGUACAUAUUGGUUUCACUAAUCCACCAUGGGCAGUUCAACACUCAUUUUCCUAAGUAUACAUCUACGGUUGUUCAAAGGAGUAUCAAGAAUCUAACUCAGGUGUACCUUGAACUAGUAAAUAGUUACAGCAAUGGGAAUAUCGCUGAGCUAGAGACAUUUGUUCAGGUGAACAAGGACAGGUUUGAAGGGGAUAACAACCUUGGAUUGGUGAAGCAGGUUGUUUCAUCCAUAUAUAAGCGAAAUAUCCAGAGAUUGACUCAAACAUACUUGACUUUAUCUCUUCAAGAUAUAGCCAAUACAGUGCAAUUGAACAGUCCCAAGGAAGCAGAGAUGCAUGUUCUUCAAAUGAUUCAAGACGGUCAUAUUUAUGCUACAAUCAACCAGAAAGAUGGAAUGGUUCGAUUCCUCGAGGAACCAGAACAGUAUAAAACAUGUGAGAUGAUUGAACACAUAGAUAGCUCCAUUCAGAGGAUAAUGGCUCUAUCAAAGAAACUAGCUUCUGUAGAUGAACAGAUUUCGUGUGAUCCACUGUACUUGGCAAAGGUUGGGAAAGAACGGCAACGCUUUGACUUCGACGAUUUUGACAGUGUGCCUCAAAGAUUUAACAUUUGAGUCGAAGAAUCUACUAUACAUGUUGGAAGCUACAUCCUGCUAAAGUCUGUGCAUUUCUUGUAGGACAAAGGACAGAUCAACUAUUUAGAUAGGACCUAUAUGAUGCCAACUGAGUAAAUAAUAUCCUUGUUUCAAAUCUGAUGAACAUUUUUGUUGAAUAGUCUCUUGCGUUUGCUUCCGUACAGUCAGUUACUACUGUGAAAAUUCUAUGUUGUCGGUGUUCCAUUUAAUGUUUUGCAAUUAGGGGCCAUUAUGUACUUUUGAGUUUUCAAGAUUAUGUAAUGAAAAUGGGUGCCGUCUGAGUAGUUAGUCUACAUGACUGUACCGGUUAGAUAA
Chenopodium quinoa (quinoa) is the source of this 1814-nucleotide messenger RNA. RefSeq names its product COP9 signalosome complex subunit 3-like. Gene Ontology annotation, biological process: ubiquitin-dependent protein catabolic process. NCBI's taxonomy places the organism in Eukaryota, Viridiplantae, Streptophyta, Magnoliopsida, Caryophyllales, Amaranthaceae. Gene Ontology annotation, cellular component: COP9 signalosome. The record is from RefSeq and is a predicted model, not a curated record. The coding region runs from base 207 to 1478 and encodes 423 amino acids. The transcript is spliced from 12 exons.